UGCCCGUGAGCAAUGGGGAGGAGUGGGGCAGAGAUGGCAUAAAAGUUGGAGCGUUACGAGGAGCAGCGCCCUGGGCCUGUGCUUGGAGAGCGGUCUCAGUUCUCCCUAAACUCUUUUUGCAUCAAGUGCCUCUUGUCCCCUGCAGAAGGGAGUUCUGGCAGCUGUUGCUAACGUUGCGACCUCUGUAGCCUAUAAAAUCCAGUAUUUGCUCUCUAUGUUUUAAAAGCCAUUUUUUAAAAAACAAACCCCAAAUAUAUUGAACGAACAAUACAGGAGGAGGAGGAUUGAAUUUCUCUGUGGCUUGGCUUUCUCCGGCGUGAAGUUGGAUGUACUUAGAAUUGCUGAAUGCAAGCGAUUCUGAGCUCCUCCAAGCGUGGCAGUAGCAACUAUAGAUGUAAGUGUGUGCUUAACUCUUUCCUGGCUCCCUGGAUUUGUACCAUGCUCAAGAUCCUUACCAAGAAGCUCAGGAAGCAGAGUUUGAAUGAGAUCCAGCCCUUCAAGUUAAAGAUUUCCUAUCCCCCAAGUGAUGAGGAAGACAGUGAUGAUUCUGAGGGAGAGAACCAGGAACUUGCUCAGAUCGACAGAGAGAGAAGGCGGAAUUGCACCUUGACUCCCUUGGCAAACAAUCAACUGCAGAACCAAGAAAAUCAGUGCUGCAAAAUGCGGGCCUAUUUUCCUGCAGGCCUAGAUCGCCACAGUUCUGAAGAGGAGCUGGAACGAAUCAGCCGUGAGUUUGCUGCUGAGAAACGGAAGUGGUCACAAGUCAACAAACUUGCUUGCUGUGGUGACAACUACAAUACUUCUUCUAGUGAUGAGGAAGUGAAGAACCUAUGUGGCAUGUCCUUCCGGCCGGUCGUAGAAGCUGCAGAUGGCUUCCAUGCAAGCUCUAGCCCCGUGCUCUUCAGUGCCUCACCUCCUAAGAGACUCCAGUCUUUUGUACGAAACCCAACAUCCCGGCCUUUAAUCUUUACGAGUGUUGGAGCCAGCUUUGAGCAAGUCAUGCCUUGUAAACGACACCGUCAAGGCUAUGGUGACAAAGUCAGUAGGCCCAGCCUUGACCUGGAAAAAAUGCAGCAGAAGAUGCUAUUUAAGAAGAGUUGUGGAGCAAAGUCGCGAGUGAUCAAAAUUCGUCAUAUCAAUGGGAGCCGGCCACCACCUCACUUCAUGUAUGACCCAUCGACCUUUGCCUUCCGCUCUCUGAGCACUUUGAAGCCUUUGAGUCCCAUAGCUCCAGUUGAAGAACCAUCAUGUGCCUACUGAAGGAGAUACUUCAAACUCUCAGGAAUCAUCAUACCAACCAACUGCUCACCAGGGACUAGAUCUGGGAGGGCAUUUGUUUGCAACAACCACCAACAUCCCUGGUGCCAUGAGAUGGGUGACUUUUCUCUUGUGUCUUUCGUGCCAUCGUCACUUCUGAAGAUUGGCAGAAAUGGAAUGUAUGUGUGUUAAGCAAGUUGGGCUCAUAAGCCAUAGUGCCAUUGUGGGGAUGUUACCUGUUACACAGAAAGCCAGUUUCUUCUAAAAGGAAAGUGGCAUGUUGCACUAAUGAGUGAGCAGCCACCCAUGUAAUAGAAAGUGAAGGAUUAUCAGGCUUCUAUAAUCUCCCUUCCUGACCUUGUAGAGUUGUUCUCUCUGUUUCCUCCCAGUUGACUGGCUCCUCUCUGAGAAUUAGGGAGAGUUUCUGGCCUUCUCCUGAUUAUUGAGGUCAAGAGGGAUCUGGCCUUAGUGCUGCAUGGCAGCUGAGUCUAUUCAGCUAGUUCAGGAAGCACAUUGUGAUUGUGCAACUGUAAGAGAUAACAUCAGACGUGGUACAAUUAUACAUUAAUAUGAUAUGUCCCAGCUGAUUUUUCCUUCUGCGAGAAGGGGGUGUCUAUGUGAUAUGCUGCCUAUGCCAUCUGGACUACAGCACAUGGAAAUUCAUGGUAUGUUGCAUGUGGCAAAUGUUAGAUGGGAGGUAUGGGGAGAAGGAAGAAGGGCACAGCCACGUUAAAAUCAUUUCUCUGUGGUGGUAGCUCAUGUGACUUUAGAAUGUGUAUGGAUGCCACAACCACAGGCCAUGUGCUGAUGGGGGAAAGGGAAAGAAUUUUUUAAAAGGCCUCUUCCAGGUGGUCACACUGUUCACAUGCACAUUGCAGUUGCAUGGGAUAGCACUACAGGGAAAUGUGUGCAUGAAAAGAGUCUUUGAUUUUUUGUAGCCAUCAUAGAUUUAAGUGGAGGAAUGUCCUGGGAUGUUAUAUCAUUAGACUUUGGGGGCAAAAACUGGCAAGUAUUCCAGUCCUUGAAGUCUUGCUGGUGGGGGGUAAGGGAGAAAGGAACAUGGACAUGUUUUAACAUCUACAUCUUUUUGUAGGCAGACAUAUGACAAUUUUUUUCUAUGCCAUUUGUCUUGGCCUGUUGACGCAAGGUAGGCUAGUUAACAUGCUGUUAAAUGAGCUUACAUUUUACGUUUCUGUCCCAUAAUACUUAAAGUGCAUAUUGGGGUCUUAGGAACCCAAGUUUGAACCUCCAUUCUAACACACAUGCUGCAUUAUUCUUUGUCCAGGUGAAGUUGAGGACAUGAACUCCAAAGAGUCUUAUCUGCAUACUAACAGUAUGGUGUACAAUCCUGUGAAGACUGCUGUGCAAUCUAUUUUUUUUAUUUUUUAAAAUACCAACAUUUGUACAAAUAUGAACUUCCAUGGUAUGGAAGACCUCUCUGUUAUUUGUUGUAAUUAGAAACAUGGAUCUUAGUCUGUGAACAUAAAACCUGGGCCAACUGGCAAAAAUCCAGUGUCACUUGUUCUCAUCAGCUUGGACCCUACACCUUGUUUCUGGUUGUUCUUCUGUAUGGAGCAUAUGCUCACCUGGCAACAGGCUCUUCUACUUGGGCACAAUCUGUAAUUUUCAAGAAGGUUAAAAGUGCUCAGUGCCAGAAGAAUGCACUCUUCCGCAGAGGACUACCUCUACAACAAAUGAAGAGGAGCAGAAACAAGGCAUAGGAUAUAAACCAUUGCCACUGGAUUCUUAAGGCCAGAAGCUUUCUAAGCUGUGGAAACAAAUUAACCCUGCUGUCUUCACAUAAGAUGAUGUCCAUGUAGGUGGUGAUAGCAGGGGAGUGGUAGGAUAAAGGACUCCUCUAAGUCUAGGUUUGUUUAACCGCCCCAUUCCAUGUGAGGGCAAUACAGGGAUGUGUGCGACCUUCUUUUCACCAGCAUUAAUGAAGUGAAAAAACAGGCUGCUGUUUCUUUGCUUUCUAGGUUGUUUGGCUGAGAACAGAAUCAGUAAUUCAGCUCCUUCAAAACAUAAUCCGUUUUUUCUUUUGUUCCUUCAGUGGAUGGAGAAUGGGAGUUUUUUUCCUGUCCAGUUUUAAUUCUAAAGAUGACCUUCACAGACUCUGUGGUCAGCUGUGCAUAGUGGCAACUGCAAUCCCUGUGGACUUGGCCUUCAUAUAAUGACAAGGGUAACAGUAGCCCUUUCUGCUAUUUCUGGAAACUAUGCUUGGCCCACAAACAGCCAGUGUGUGAUGUGGUCAGGAAAAGUUUGGGGUGGUCUUUUUCAUGCCCCCAAUAUCCCCUCGUUCCACAGAUACCGCUGAAUACAUGGCUGCUUUGCAGAGCAGGCUGACAAUUUCUGAUUGGCCUAGGGGGAAUGCCGUCCCAUAUGAUGCUCCAAGAUGAAGGAAUGGAGGGGAGACGACCUCUGUCAAUGUUGCCUUUCUUUAGUACUUUUGUAAUACUUCUGUAUUUGGUUUUUCAAGCAAAACAAUAAAGUUACAUUUUAACUGCUGCUAUA
Messenger RNA from Eublepharis macularius, 3771 nucleotides. RefSeq lists its product as uncharacterized. The record is from RefSeq and is a predicted model, not a curated record. The coding region runs from base 346 to 1260 and encodes 304 amino acids. The transcript has 5 exons. Lineage: Eukaryota; Metazoa; Chordata; Lepidosauria; Squamata; Eublepharidae.